AUGGCAUUUGUAUUUAAGGCCACCGGAAGGGAUUCCGGCCGACCGCAGACAUCCUCUUCCCCGUCUGCCGGCGCGAAGAAAGGCCUUUCCCCGCUCGGCAGCCCCGAGCAGCCCCCUGGCGGUGAAGCGCCUGUGUCUGCCCAGGCGACGAGUCGUCUCCGUUCCGCCGGCGCCACACCUACGCCCGCGUUAACCCCUCACAUGAAGCGCACUCCGUCCUCGUUGUCGGGCUCGCCGUUAGCGCCCAAGUAUGGCGAGGGAGCGUCAUCUAUUUUAACGGCCGCCGGUGGACGGGCCGGCAAUCCGUCAAGCACAGCAGCACGCCGUGGAGGAGCCACUGGCGGCGGCGAUGGCGGCAUCCGCGGCUCCCCUUCGCCGUUCUCGCUGCGUCGACCCGCCCUGAGUGCAAGCGGUAGUGCGGGAGAUAGUCCGGGAGGAGAUGAUGGUGUUCCCUCCGGUGCUGGUGCUGGUGCUGGUGAUGGUGGUGGUGGUGGUGGUGGUGGCUCGGAGAGGGACGGAAGUGGGACGACGGACAGCAGUGUGGGGAGUGGGAUACUCACCGCCGCCGAUAUUUUGGCAUAUCGCGCUACUAGUAGCUCAACGCGCAAAGGAUCGCUGCACGCCGGUCAGAGUCGCUCCGCGCACCGCCAGCGCCACGAAGACCAAAGUGCGCAUGGGCACUUGCCUCGACACCGCCAGCAGAAGUCGCUUUCAUUCCGUCAGGGUUUCCGUCAUGGGCCGGGGCUAGGCGGGAGUCCCAGCAGCAAUCGCGUGGCGCAGCCUUCAAAAGAGGCAGCGGCCGCUAAGUCCGCCCACAGGCCCGCUGCCGUGGCGGCGACGACGGAUGCCGCGUCGAGUGCUGGUUCGGUGGCUUCUGACUCAUCCGACGUCAGCACCCGAGCCUCUGAGUCAGCCUCGGCCAGUCGUCGUGGCGGCCAUGCGAGCCCGCGUGCGAAGCCGAUGGACGCUCGUCACAACUCGUCGUCGUCGCUAUGGAGGUCACCAUCCGCGUCGUUCCCCUCUCCCCCUGCUGCAUCUGCUGCCGCCGCGUCAGCAGGCGCGAAGUCAAGAGGCGAGGCGGGCGCGUCGCCGUUGUCAGCAAGAGCGCCACAGCAAGCGGCAGCCCGCGCCAUGAUGCUGCGACGGUCACGUAGCUUCUCCACGUUCUCGCGGCCCCCUGCUACCGGUGCGCCUGCUACGACCGGCGCGAUUGCUGGAGCUAGUUCCGCGGACGGCAGCAACAGUGGCGCUCAUUCCGCGUACAGCAGCGCUGUUUCCGCGUGCGCCUCUGGCGGUAAACGGAACGAGAGGGAUGGCGGAGGCGGAAGCACGAGCACGAGCAACAAGCUGCUUCGAAGCCACAGCGUCGAGGGCAGCUGCGACGUGGGCGGCGAGAGUGCGGGCGAUAGCAACGCGCUGUUUGGUCGGGCGGGAGGUGCGAGCAGCAAGAGCAGCAGAGUCAAGGGGGCCCGUUCGCGAUACUGUCAUCCUCGAUACGCGCAACAGCACCAUCUCGACGCGCCGUCGUCGGCUGGCAGUGCAGCCUCGGCGCGCCGAGCGGGAGCGGCGUGGAACGUGGUGGACGCGCAGAUGGCGGAUUGGGGCUUGCUGGCAGGAAUUGGGGCCACGGGUGAUGCUCCUCGCGCGGAUUCUGGUCCUGCUGCUUCUGCUCGCACAGCUCGUAGCGCUCGCGCGGGUUCUGGAGCGAGUGAGCGCAGCGGCUCUACUCCUACUGGGAGCCGCCCCGCGCUCUCGAGGUCGCGAUCGGGAUUGAGUACGGUGGUGUUUCGCCGACUGUCGUUCUCGUGCGAGGGCGACGAGGCGACUGGCGAGGAGUGCGGGCUGGUCACCGAGAGUCACAGUGAGGAGGAGCAGGAAGGGGAGGGUACGGGAGGAGGCAGUGCGAGGACGACCGCACUUGCUGCUUCGGAUUAUGAUGAGCUUUAUGGGACGGGAAGGGUGGCGCGAGGCGACAUGGCGUCGCGCGGGCUGGACUGCCGGUGGUGGGACAAGAUCCGAGACGAGCUCGACGCACUCCGCGCGUUGGUGGAGGAAUCCGCGAGCACUGCGGCCCGCUCGCACCCAGCUGCCACCACUGCAGCUACUGCCGCUCCUCCACAAGCAUCACCUGGGCAGGAUCAUCGUCAGUCCCCACGCUUACGUCGAGGCAUGUUGAAACCAAGCACGAAGGGGGACGAGCAAGCACCACUGCUUGCAACCAACGCUGGCGGUGGUGCGGUGCUUGCGUGGCUGGGGCAUGCGAGGCGCGAACUGGAGAGCAUUGUUGGAGGGCGAGCGGGGGGACGUGGCGUGGAGUGCGGUGAUGGAGAACAUGCGCAGUUCAUCCGUCUGCCAGCCUUCUCCUGGGACGCCCUUGCUGAAGGGCCCUCUGGUGUCGUCCUGGGGAGACGGGCCAUUCGCAUUCAGCAGCAGCGCAGCCACACACACACGAAUUCAGAGACAGCAACAGAGGCUGCAGCAGGCGAGACUAAGGAAGGAGCGGUGGAAGCAGCAGAAGGUGCAGCAGGCGGCAGUGAGUCAGUGGACGCCGCCAGCUUACAGCAGGCCACACUCCCUGCCAGGAGCAUUACAGAAGACACUGCUCCACACGCCCAAGCACACCUCCCUGCGCCUGUGCCUCCUGCUCUGCGUACCCCAGCGGCACUGCCAUCGGCAGGGGGGUGGCUGGGCCGGCCCAGAGGGAAGCCAAGCGGUGCUGGCUUGAUUGGUGCGAGGGCAGCAGGAGGAGGAGGGAAAAGAGCCGGGGAGGUGGUUCUUUUAGGGAGGGGGAAAGAGGAGCACCUGGAGAACCAUAUGGUGAGGUUCUGGGCGCGGGAGAGGGGGUACCUACACAUGCUGGGCCUGCCAUCGUCGCACCAAGGCGCUGCCGUGGGGCAUGCACAAGGCGCUGCCGUGGGGCAUGCACAAGGCGCCGGUGUCACCAGUGGGGCCCACAAAGGCGCGGACGAGAGGCAAGCUGAUGGCUCUUUUGAGACUCAAUGCUUGGGAUUGAGCACUCAUGGCCGUUUGGCGCCUAUGACUUGUGCUGUGGCGGGUGCUGCUUCUGAUGUCGCUUCGCAUGCUAGCCGCCCAUUCCAGGGUGCUUCGAUUCCCCCUCCCAUGAGUGCAUCUCAGCACUCCUGCUUAUCCUCUACCGCCGUCCUCCCUCCUGCGCGUCCUCCGAACUAUCUUCAUCUUCAGCAGCAGCAUCGCAUGCCCCCCCGUGCCACCUCACGCCCUCCUGCCCUCUGCCCGUCUGUUGGCACCUCCCUGCUGCACCCAGCACUGCGCCACUCCAGGCUGGCAGGUGCAAGCCGUGUGCAGGGAGAGACUGCUGCUGCUGCUGCUGCUGCUGCUGCUGAUGGUUCUGCUGCUGCUGCUGUGGGGAAGAAUGCUGCUGACGGUCUUCCUUCAACAGCAAGAGCAGCAGCAGGCGAACUCCCUGCUAUGCACACCACGGUGGCAACACAGGGGGAUUGUGAGCAUGUGGGGGAGAGGAGGGACGAUGGGAGAGAAAAUGAGAGGGGCAUGGAGAGAUCGUGGGGUAGAGAAAGGGAGUGGGACAGGGAGAGCGAUAUGCGGGACCUGAAGCUGUACGCUCCUCGUUUUAACCCUCUCUUUGAACCCAAUGGUAACUCAUGGGAGGGUGGUGAGAGCAGAAGUGAGCGCAGCACAAGUGAUGGUGUCAGGGAUGUGGGAGAGUGGCCAGAGCAACAACAGGGGCGAGAGCAGGCACAGUGGGAGGAUCGAGCACAGCAGGGGCAGGGGCGUAGACGUUCAAGCAGAGGGAUUGGAGCGCUUGGGAGGAAGAGGCAUAGGGGGAGUGCAGGUCCGUGGAAAGGAAGCAGCACUGGCGGUGGGUACCGGAAUGACAGUCCGCACAAGAAGGCAAGAGGCGUGCUGGUAGGAGGGAGAAGUGGCGCUGUGGAGGGUACAGAGGCCGAGGGUGGGCGUGCACAGGUGCAUGAUUGUGGAGGUGUUGUGAGCAGCUCAUGUGCUGAUGGUGAUGCUGCUCGCACUUGUACUGUGGUGGGCACACAGGAGGGUGGGUUGGUGGAGGACACGGGGGGCGAGGAAGAGAGUGUGGAUGCAGAACGCAGUGCAGGGGAGUGCACGAGGCAGGAGGGUGGGGAAGACGAGGUGCAGUUGGCAGCAGGUGACGGCAGUGGCGGCAGUGGCGGCAGUGGUGGCAGUGGCUGCAGUGCAGGUGUGGGUGAUGGCGCUGUGGAGGACGUGCCUUGGCAGCAGCAGCAGGUGGAGGGGCAGCUUGGGGGUGAGGUGGAGGCGGCCCUUGCAGCACAGGGCAGUGCGGUGGAAGGCAUGCACGGCAGUGAUGGCAGCAGGCAGGGAGGCGGUGAGGAAGAGGCGCUGGGGUUGACGAGCAGGGGGAGUGAGGUGGUGGUGUUGGGGAGUGGAGAGGGAGGGGAUGGUCGGGGUGGUGGAGGGAGCAGGGGGGACGGCGACAUGUGGGGUGAUACGAUGCUUGGUAGCAGGGUGCAGCGAGGGAUGGGUCGUGGGACCAGUGGUGGAGGUGGUGGGACUUUCUUGGGUGGAAAUGAUGCGAGUGGAAUUGUGCUGCUGGCGCAUGUGAGGGUGCCCUUAUCCGCGCUGCACGUGGUGCUGCUAGUGGCGCGCCCGUCUCUCCUGGCGCGCUGCCUCACUGCCUUCGCAGGGAUCAUCUGGGGGCCACGACCCUGGCGCUUGGGGGCACGCGAGGACGACAGGCGAGGGGAGAGGGGAAGGGGGGAUGAGUGGGGGAGGGCGGAUGGGCAUGGUGACGGCAUGGAGAGGGAGGGAGGGGGCCGCAGGUUUCGACUGCUCCUGUCAAACGGACCAAGCACGCCACCACGUACACAGGCGAUUGAACAGGGGCGGAUCGAGGGAGACGGUGAGGGUGAGAUGGAGGGAGAGGCAGGGGGACACACGAGCGUGCAAGAGCACGAGCAGGUGCCUCUUGCAGCAACUCCUCCUCCCAUCACACCCGUUGCUUCCUCACCCAUGCCAUGCCUCCCUGCACCUGCUGCCACCACACGCACACACCAACCCUGCACGGUUCUCGCCCCUUUGCCUGCAAACCCCGCACUGCCUGUGGGUGGACCUCCCGUGGCUGUUCCACACACCCCACCACCUUCACCACUUCCCAUCUCCACGCCGCCAUCAUCACUUACACUCUUGACAGCAGAAUCUGAUGCAGCAGCACCAUCUCGGCGACCGCACCACCACCCUGAUCUCAAACCAGUCAACGAGCAGCAACCACACCGAAUGCAUUCCCAACGAUUCCCUCACCGCUCUUCCUCUCUGCCAUCGCACACAUGCCAUCCUCUCCCCCACCUGCCCAUCGUGCUGCCAGCAUCAGCAUGCGUGCCGCACGUGGGCCUGGCGCAGCAGCUGAGCGUGGUGGCGUGGGAGCGCGUGCUGGCGGCCAUGGCGGAGGGCAGGCAAGUGGAUGCCGCCCUCUGGAUGACCUGCCAGGCGCUCCUUGCUGCCACCCUCGCUGCUGGCUCCAUGCUGGGCAGGUGCGCGUGA
Molecule: messenger RNA, 5526 nt
Organism: Closterium sp. NIES-65
Lineage: Eukaryota; Viridiplantae; Streptophyta; Zygnematophyceae; Desmidiales; Closteriaceae
Source: the annotation of a GenBank genome assembly